AGUUUUACUAGUUUAUCACCAACCUACCUUCCCUCCUGAGGUGUCAUCCAUUUUGCUAGAUUGCAAUUACGUUACUGGAAUUGUCAGUGUUGGUGUGCAACUGAAAAUAGUAGUUUUAGUCCGUUUCUUGUUGAUUUUAUGGCCUGAAAUUCGUUUCUAGAUUUCAUAGCCACAAUUUGUCAGGUAAAUUGAGGGAUGCAGACAUGAAUAGCAAAUAAGGAGAAGUGUGUUAAAAUCAGAUGUCCAAACAAUAUUUCUUUUGUUUUCACAGAAGUGAAAGGAAGUUUAAGUCUUAACUGUUUAUUUAGACAGCAAAGGAACAGACUAAGAAAGCAAAUCUACGCCUAAGAUACUUAUCCUUAAUCUGAUAGAGUAGAAACAUUCCUAUGGAUUUAAAAUUCCCAAAGUAUCUUCUUAAUUUUCAAAGACGACAACAAAAAACUAUUAAGUGAUUCCUUCCCAGUCCCCUCUCUCUUUGACUCAUUUGUGUUAUGUGUCAUUAUACAUUGAGCAUGACUUCAUUCGGGAGGUCGAUAGACGCACCAAGUAAUUAAUAUUUUUCUCGUUCCUUCUCCUCUUUCUUAUUGUAUAAAAAAAUGGAACUUGUCUUAGUUUGGAAUGAGUGAGCGUAAAACGAAAAUGAAGCUUUCAUCUAGAAGAAAUGGCACACUUGUGCCGGACGAUGAUGAUUCGGACUCUGACCUCCAAGAAUUCCCUCUUCCCAAGAAGAGGAUUAUCAAGCCAGGAAAGUCCACGUAUGUUGCAAGACGGCGCUGUGGCUGCUGCCGAGUUUGUGCUUCAGUGUUCCUCUCGAUACUUCUCAUAGCUUCCGUUCUUUGUGUAUUAGUUCUGGGAUGGUUUAGUUUAAGGCUCAAGCGUGAUUUAGACUUCAUGAGGAAAAGAUUAAGCAAAGUGGAAUCAUUUGAUAGAAGCACUUCAAGGGAAUAUGAGAGCUUGAAUAAUGAGCUCACUAACAAGUACAAGGCCUUAGAAACUGACAGAGAAAAAGCCGUGAAACAUGAUGAUGAACAAUUUAAAUCAAUUCUUAAGCAGAUUGCGUAUUUAAACUUAACAGUGGAUGAAUUAAAAAAGAAGGUUAAGCUACCAGAAAGUGCAAGCACGUUGACAAAAGAUAUUGAUUCACUGAAGAAAGGAAUGGCUGACACAGGAGGCGAUAUAACAGAGAUUAAGGACAAAAUUAAACUGCUACGAGAUUUAGCUGAUAAACAGGAGCAUAGAAUGGAAAAGUUAAUCAAAAAUGUUUAUAAUCUUUCAGUUCAAGUAGCUCAAAUAAUGGGAAAGCCAACUCCCAAAGCACCAGCAAACACUGGUACCCCACCCCUUAUUUUAAGAAUGCCAGUGAUUGCUGACGAGAAACAAAAAGCAGGAGAUGAAUCAGUGGUGAAGAACUUCACAGCACAAAUUUCAGUGAAAGUUGGCAAGGUUAUGGGAAUUCUGACAACCAUCAACCAGACAUUGUCCUAUGAAGUGUCCAAAUUAGGACUUUUGAUGAAGAGCUUGUUGAAGGAAGUCAAAAAACAUGUUGUAGCUCUUGAUGACUUACAAACUAAAGUAACACAGGUUUUGAAACAAAACCAAAGCAGUGUAACCUCAAGAGGUCACCUUCAACCAGACAGUGACAUGCUUUCAGAGCAUGUCUCCAAUUUAUCAGUUGAAGUGAAAAAGCUAUCAGAUUAUGUUGACCAACAGUCCAAGAAUCUGGCUGAACUGAUGCUAGAAAUGGUACAAAUGAACACAACUGUUUCUCAUCAACAAAGUCUCGGUGCACCCAAGAAAUCUGCUUAUUGCAAUUGCUCUGUGGAAGUUGGAAAGAUACGGGAACAGUUAUCAAGCAACAAAUUGAGCAUCGAAUCACUGCAGCAAGAACUUCAAGCUCUUCAAAGUAACAUAGAAAGUUUGCCAAAAAAUACCUCACAACUUGAAACUACAGAGUCAGACCUUUCUGAGGAAAAGCAGAAAAAGGACAACCAAAGUCUAAGUGCUAGUGUCACAGAAGACAUAGAAAAAGAAGAUCUUGAGGAUGCUGGACUUACGGCUGAACUUAUCAAGCCAUCGCCUACACCAAGAAGUAAUGCCAAUAACUCUGUGUCAAAAGUUAAUAAGGUUACAGAAAGUGUAACAGAAAAUCCAUCUGAGAAAAAUGAACUUGAAGCUGAAAGUGUAAAACCAUCACCUUCACAAAGGGAUGGCAGUCACACGGCAUCAAAAGCUGAUAAACUAAAAGAACUUUCUGUAAAUGCGUUACCACCUGGACAUGUUAAAUCAACACAGAAUUCUACACAGCCUUUAAAUGUUACCACAGUACCUCAGGUCUCCUCCAUCAACGCUACAAAAGACAGUCAAAAUUCAUCUUCUGAUCACAAGAUUGACGUAGAAGUUGAAAAGUUAUCAACACCCAGCAAAGAAAAGGCCCUAGAAGAUAGCCUGGAGAAUCGAGGCUCAGAUUAAACUUAAAAUUUACUAAAAAGGCUUUGAAUGUCUUUUUCUAUGGGCGGUAUAAUGAAGUCAAGUGUACCUAAUUAUAGUUAAUAUAUAAAGAAUUAUGGUUCAAUACAGUUUUGAUGUAAAAUAGCCAAUGCUAUUGACAUGAAGUGAAUUUUGAAAGGUCUUUUAUAUCAAGAGUUAGAAUUUAUCAACCAAUUUGUCUCGACUGAUAAGUAAAGUUAAAAAGAUUUGGUAUUGAUAGGACAGGUGUCCAUCUUUCUUUUUUUUGGGAUCCUUUUUUGACUUAAGUUGGACUGAAAUUGCCUAACCUGUUUCAAGAAUAUUGUAUGUCGUGAGGUUGGGUUCAAAGAUUCCCUGGCGUUUCUUCUGUCGUUGACUGAAAAUUUAAACAAUGUGAUUGCAAGUCCAAUGAUUUGCAUCUAAUUGAUGAUUGCCUAGUUGCAAUCAAAAAGUAAUUUCUCAUUUUCUGCACCAACUUUGUACUGAGACAAUUUGAACAAGUGUUGCAAAUGAGAUAAUUCAAGCAACAUGAUGAUGCUCUCUCAAACUCAAAGUGAAACAGAUAAACGAUUCUAUUUCCAACAAAUGAACGAUACUAUUUCCAAUAAACGGUGUUCUUCAUGCUUG
Messenger RNA from Pocillopora damicornis (cauliflower coral), 3093 nucleotides. RefSeq names its product EF-hand calcium-binding domain-containing protein 14. The record is from RefSeq and is a predicted model, not a curated record. NCBI's taxonomy places the organism in Eukaryota, Metazoa, Cnidaria, Anthozoa, Scleractinia, Pocilloporidae.